Messenger RNA from Oryzias melastigma (Indian medaka), 1243 nucleotides. It is a transcript of the gene gtf2f2a, whose product is annotated as general transcription factor IIF, polypeptide 2a. Gene Ontology annotation, cellular component: transcription factor TFIIF complex. The record is from RefSeq and is a predicted model, not a curated record. NCBI's taxonomy places the organism in Eukaryota, Metazoa, Chordata, Actinopteri, Beloniformes, Adrianichthyidae. Gene Ontology annotation, biological process: transcription initiation at RNA polymerase II promoter; transcription by RNA polymerase II. Bases 88 to 891 code for a protein of 267 amino acids. The transcript is spliced from 9 exons.
UAUUUUGGGCCAUCACGCUCUCCUUAGUUGGAAAGUCUUGCGCAUGCGUGUUGUACCUUUGGGUAAAACACUAGCAUCGAUUGAAAUAUGUCAGAAAAAAAUGAAGUCGAUUUAACAGGUGCUAAGCUGAAUACGGGAGUGUGGCUUGUGAAGGUACCCAAAUACCUGUCACAGCAAUGGGCAAAAGCAACAGGCAGAGGCGAGGUCGGGAAACUUCGAAUCAGCAAGAAAGGAAACCAGGGAAAAGCCGAGGUGUCCUUCACUUUGAAUGAGGAGCUGACCAUCAUUGAAGGUAUAGAGGAUAAGACGGUGUCUGCCCCGCGCGAGCAUCCUUUCACCAUGCAGUCAGUGGGAGGACAGACGUUGGCCGUCUUCACAGAGAGUUCAUCUGGCCAGUCAGAAGAAAGAUCUGAUGGCAGCAGCUCAGGGGCGGGGUCAGGUCCAGAUAAAAUAGCCUUGGAGGGAGUUGUGGUUCAGAGAGCGGAGUGCAGACCAGCGGUUAGUGAAAGCUAUAUGAAAUUGAAGAGGUUACAAAUUGAGGAGUCCUCCAAACCAUCCAGGCUCUCGCAGCAGUUGGCAAAACCUGUCACCAACUACAAACCUGUGUCCAACCAUGAGUACAAUCGUGAAUAUGAGAAGAAGAAGAAGGAGGAAGGGAAGAGGGCGAGAGCUGACAAACCGCAGGUUUUGGACAUGCUGUUUUCUGCUUUUGAGAAGCACCAGUACUACAACAUCAAAGACCUGGUGGAUAUCACCAAACAGCCUGUGAUCUACCUUAAAGAAAUCUUGCGUGACAUUGGCAUCUACAACGUGAAGGGAACCCACAAGAACACCUGGGAGCUCAAACCAGAAUACAGGCAUUACCAGGCUGAGGAGAAGACUGACGAAUAGUUUUGACAGGACUGUACUUGUAGCCAUACCUCAGAUGUGAACUCACUUCCAGAUGUACCUACAUAAGAUUUUAAAACAUACCAGAUAAAGUUAAUGAUUUAAGAUUUGGUAUUUCCAACAAUUUUUCAGCCAGUUUCUGCAUAUUUUCCUGGUAACUAGAUUUAAAGAGGCAUGAAGAAUAUUUUAAUAUUCAAAAUGUGUUGUGGCAACAGUAAUGUUUACAAAAGUGUACAGCUGAUGGUGGCUUUGAUGCUGAAAUGCCAAUGUUGUGAACUAGUUUUAUUCCAUUACAAAGGAGUUCAGCUUUUAUGGAAGAAAAGAUCUUUUGCUGUAUAUAAAGAUUUUUACUGAG